Nicrophorus vespilloides is the source of this 811-nucleotide messenger RNA. RefSeq lists its product as uncharacterized. The record is from RefSeq and is a predicted model, not a curated record. The coding region runs from base 181 to 696 and encodes 171 amino acids. The transcript has 2 exons. NCBI's taxonomy places the organism in Eukaryota, Metazoa, Arthropoda, Insecta, Coleoptera, Silphidae.
ACCGAGCAAUUGCUAUAUAAAAGGCCCGGCGUCUCGAGGAAGGCAUUUUGCUCGUGGUGGUGUGGCACGAGGCAUGAGGUAUCCUCGCGGAACGUGCAAUUUGCAAUAGUUCGCGCAGUGACAGCAAUCAGUGCGCCCAGUUAAUAAGAAUUGCUUUGAACAGAACUUCUUAGAAGAACCAUGGUGUUCCACGGCCUCCUGGUGAUCAUGGGUGUCCUCGUGUGUGGAUGCAUUGGCGGCCUAGUACGAGGCCCGAAAAUCUACAACGCGCUCAUCACCUCCGACGCGAAUCUCACCCCCAGCCAGGCGUUUCCGAUCAUAGAGCCCGUGCUGAGGACGACGGCCCUGGGUGUCGCGUUUCCGCCCAUCGUGGUGCACCCACCGCCUCGGCGCACUAUUCAACCCACGCAGCUCGACAAGGAAACUGCACAGUCAGAUGGUGGAGGCAAGGUGCAGUUCGCAUACCACGGUUCGCUCUACCCGCUCGCUUAUGACCCAUACAUUCCAUAUGGCUACAGGCAGGAAUACCUGUACCCAGCGCUUCCGUACUACCAGCAUCCCAUCUACGUGGAGCCGCAGCAGCAAACCGUCAAGGAGGAAUCCCCAAAGCCGGCCAUCAAUUUUAAGAAGAACCCCGACAUUCCCGAUGUGCUUCCGCCGUUCCCAAUAAAGGACGAGAGGAAGGGCAACUCGUGAUCGGUGUUCGUCCAUUAUUUACUUUAACGAAUAGUUAUUUAUUUCCGCUAACAAUACAUGUGCUAUCUUAAAACUGGCAAAAAAAAAUACAAUAAUAAUACAUUUUAAAAGAACG